Entelurus aequoreus (snake pipefish) is the source of this 2218-nucleotide messenger RNA. Its product is annotated as zinc finger protein 436-like. The transcript has 3 exons. Gene Ontology annotation, molecular function: DNA-binding transcription factor activity, RNA polymerase II-specific; RNA polymerase II cis-regulatory region sequence-specific DNA binding. The record is from RefSeq and is a predicted model, not a curated record. The coding region runs from base 312 to 2072 and encodes 586 amino acids. Lineage: Eukaryota; Metazoa; Chordata; Actinopteri; Syngnathiformes; Syngnathidae. Gene Ontology annotation, biological process: regulation of transcription by RNA polymerase II.
GUAGCUAAUCCUUCCACUUCCGGUAGUGCUAACCAAGAAGGCGUGAUGGCGACGUCAAUGUUGUUGCUGCUUUUUAUACACUUAAACAUCUCUUUAAAGUCUUUAAACUUCACACUUUCUUCUCUGGGGAGGAAGUAGCAAGGGCGGGAACUUGUUUCCGUGAGUGUUGACCUUCUUCCGGCUAGCUGACUUUGCUAGCUGCUAACAAAGAGACGCUAGCGACAUAUAUUUAGUGGAGGAGGAGGAAGCUUGUCAAAGCAAAGAAGAGAACGGACAACAUCGCUUUUUGCCACAGAACAGCGCUGCCAACAAUGGAGGACGUUGGCGAGACCACGCCGUGCUGCAAGGCGGAGCAGGAGGAGCCACAGCCCCCCCGCAUUAAAGAGGAAGAGCAGGACCACAGCGUCAGUCGGGAGGACCCGGGAGGACCGGAGGACGAGCAGGUGAUCCAGGUCAUCGUGAAGGGUGAGGAGGACGCGGACCCUCCAAGCAGCAGCUGGACACCAGAAGCCGACGGAGACCACUUGGGGUCAGCUCCAGGAUCAGGUAGCGACCACACCACCGCACACUCCACUCGUCACAUGACCACGGAAGCUGAUGUAGACCACAUUGGGUCAGCUCCAGGAUCAGGUAGCGACCACACCACCGCACACUCCACUCGUCACAUGACCACGGAAGCUGAUGUAGACCACAUUGGGUCAGCUCCAGGAUCAGGUAGCGAGCACACCACCGCACACUCCACUCGUCACAUGACCACGGAAGCCGACGUAGACCACUUGGGGCCACCUCCAGGAUCACGUAGCGACCACACCACCGCACACUCCACUCGUCACAUGACCACGGAAGCCGACGUAGACCACAUUGGGUCAGCUCCAGGAUCAGGUAGCGACCACACCACCGCACACUCCACUCGUCACAUGACCACGGAAGCCGAUGUAGACCACAUUGGGUCAGCUCCAGGAUCAGGUAGUGACCACACCACCGCACACUCCACCCGUCACAUGACCCCGGAAGCCGAUGUAGACCACAUGAGGUCCGCUCCAGGAUCAGGUAGCGAGCACACCACCGCACACUCCACUCGUCACAUGACCACGGAAGCCGACGUAGACCACAUUGGGUCAGCUCCAGGAUCAGGUAGCGACCACACCACCGCACACUCCACUCGUCACAUGACCACGGAAGCCGACGUAGACCACAUUGGGUCAGCUCCAGGAUCAGGUAGCGACCACACCACCGCACACUCCACUCGUCACAUGACCACGGAAGCCGACGUAGACCACAUUGGGUCAGCUCCAGGAUCAGGUAGCGACCACACCACCGCACACUCCACUCGUCACAUGACCCCGGAAGCCGAUGUAGACCACAUUGGGUCAGCUCCAGGAUCAGGUAGCGAGCACACCACCGCACACUCCACGCGUCACCUCGACAACACCCGAGUGAUGUGCUCCGAAUGCGACCGGGCUUUUUACGACAAGAAAACGCUGACGGUGCACAUGCGCACGCACACCGGAGAGAAACCGUUCGUCUGCGCCGUGUGCGGCAAGACGUUCGCCCAGAGGGGGAAUCUGAUCAAGCACACCAGGACGCACACGGGGGAGAAACCCUUUUCCUGCCCGUUCUGCACCACCAGUUACAGCGACCGCUCGACUUUGGUCAAACACAUCCGGCGGCACACCGGCGAGAAACCGUUCGGCUGUUCGCACUGCCCGGAGAAGUUCUCCCGCAAGUCGAACUUGAUCACGCACACGAGGACGCACACCGGAGAGAAACCCUUUCGCUGCGCGGCCUGCAGCGCCGCCUUCGGCGACCGCUCCACGUUGAACAAGCACGCCAGGACGCACACGGGGGAGAAACCCUUCAGUUGCUCGGCGUGCGGGCAGAGGUUCUCGCAGAGGGAGCACCUGAGAAGACACGCCAGGACGCACACCGGGGAGAAACCCUUCCCCUGCGCCGUUUGCAGCAAAAGCUUUAGCGACCGCUCGACGUUUGUCCGACACAUGGGGAGACACCCUGGACAGGUGGUCUUAGCUGGGCAGGUGGUCUCAGCCGCCAACGUGGACCAAGGGCACUGAAGCCACACGCACCGGGACUAUAGUUUUAUCUGCUGACUCCAGACUGGGGACUAGAAAAGACUUGGCAACGUUUUCAGGGCCAAGGAUCCUCAAACUGAUGGAGAAGAAGAACUUUUGUACUUUGUAUGAAAUUGUCUUUCUAAUUA